Messenger RNA from Tricharina praecox, 555 nucleotides. Its product is annotated as H+-ATPase G subunit-domain-containing protein. The record is from RefSeq and is a predicted model, not a curated record. Gene Ontology annotation, biological process: proton transmembrane transport. NCBI's taxonomy places the organism in Eukaryota, Fungi, Ascomycota, Pezizomycetes, Pezizales, Pyronemataceae. The transcript has 5 exons. Gene Ontology annotation, cellular component: vacuolar proton-transporting V-type ATPase complex. The coding region runs from base 124 to 483 and encodes 119 amino acids. Gene Ontology annotation, molecular function: proton-transporting ATPase activity, rotational mechanism.
CUCGCAACCAGGAACUGGAACCAAGCCAGCCGUCGUCACUCCCCCGGCCCCCCAGCCAGCCAGCUCCAACAACUUACCUAACACCUCCACGUUCGACCUCAUCUUUCCCCACCGCAAUAAAUAAUGUCAGCCCAGAACUCCGCCGGAAUCCAACGGCUCCUCGAUGCCGAGCGUGAUGCUCAAAAGAUCGUGCAGAAAGCGAGGACAUACCGAACACAGAAAGUAAAGGAAGCCCGCAGCGAGGCACAGAAGGAGAUCGAAGAGUACAAGAAGCAGAAGGAGGCCGAGUUCAAGAAAUUCGAGGAGGAGCAUUCCGGCGUAAAUGCGCAAGCUGAGCAGGAGUCAACCCGUGAGGUCGAAGCGAAGCUACAAGAGAUCAAGACCGUGGGCGAGGAAAAGUCACCCAAGGUCGCCGAGGAACUGGUCAAUGCCGUUAUCGAUAUUCACCCGAAGCCGCACCGUAAUGCUGCGAAAGUAGCUUAAGUGGGGGGAGAGGAAGGAAGAUGGUUAACGUCACGGAUGGUGGUAGAGGGUAUAUCCUGUUGUUGAUAGACA